AUGUCCUUUCGCAAGCGAAACAUUGGUCUGUCUCCUGGGGUUGACCGCAACGCAGUUCCCAAUGCUACAGCACAGCCCGCUGCGCCAGAAAGCACGCCGGGCAUUCGCCCCUCCCCCGAUGAUGGACGACCAACAACCUCGACAGGGACUCGCUCUCUAGAUAAUCUUCUUGCAGGCCAUGCAGGGCUUCCAAUGGGAAAAUUGUUAUUGAUUGAAGAAAACGGAACUACGGAUUUUGCGGGCGCAUUGCUGCGUUACUAUGCGGCUGAAGGUGUAAUCCAAGAGCAGAAGGUUCAUGUGGUUGGAGUGCCAGAACAAUGGGGCCGAAGUCUACCUGGUCUGAUAGGUUCAGCGGAGGCUCUGGAUGAGAAGAGAUCCGACAGGCGCAAGGAUGAUCGCAUGAAGAUUGCAUGGCGAUACGAGCGACUGGGCGAGUUUGGAGCAGUCGCUGGUUCGCGGGGUGGUGAGCAUCAAAACAAAACACCUUCUAGCCUCAAUUUGCUGAUGAAUAUAGCCCCUACGAAUUCCGGAGAACAGGAUGCAGUAGCAAAAGAAGCGCCCGCUUUCUGUCAUGCCUUCGAUCUCACGAAACGUCUCACCCAUCCAUCUAUCACAAACAUGUCUUUCAUCCCACUUAUGCCUUCUCAAGAGUCACCGUUCCUCGCUAUCCUUAAACGACUCCAGACAGCAAUCACAACCAGCGCCGCCAAUACGAUUCAUCGUAUUGUCAUUCCCUCCCUACUCAAUCCCACAAUUUACCCACCAAACGCUUGCCAACCCGAACAUGUGCUCCAAUUCUUCCACGCGCUCAAGGCGAUGAUGAGCGCGCACAACACUCGCGUGACCGCAAUGGUCACCAUGCCUCUGUCUCUCUAUCCCCGCUCAUCGGGGCUGGUUCGCUGGAUCGAACUACUCAGUGACGGCGUUAUUGAGCUAUGUCCCUUCCCGCACUCUGCGGAUGCCAUGGCUACCUCGGGAGCGGCGACCUCACAAGAAGAACCACCGCAGGGUAUGCUCAAGACGCAUCGGCUUCCAGUUUUGCAUGAACGUGGGGGUGGAAGCGAUCAGAAUGUUGGAGAGGAUUGGGCAUUUAUUCUGAGCCGACGGAGAUUUGAGAUUAAACCGUUCAGUCUGCCGCCGGCCGAAGGGGACACAGAAGCGCAAGAUGCGUCGGCCCCAAGAGGAAUGCCCAAGAAAUCUGAUCUCGAAUUCUGA
Penicillium coprophilum is the source of this 1215-nucleotide messenger RNA. Its product is annotated as elongator complex protein 4. The coding region runs from base 1 to 1215 and encodes 404 amino acids. The record is from RefSeq and is a predicted model, not a curated record. Gene Ontology annotation, cellular component: transcription elongation factor complex; elongator holoenzyme complex; cytoplasm. Gene Ontology annotation, biological process: tRNA wobble uridine modification. NCBI's taxonomy places the organism in Eukaryota, Fungi, Ascomycota, Eurotiomycetes, Eurotiales, Aspergillaceae. The transcript has a single exon.